AACAAUCAUCCUCUCGGCGCACUCAUUCAUUCACUUGCAUGCUGGCUGAAGCAUCAAUCGUCAAACCAGUAUAAGGACACCCGCCCAUGUCAAACGCGUCGCCUUCAAUGCCCAAGGACAUUUGCAGAGCUCCUCAACACUCACUGCUGUCACAUUGAGCCAUCCAACGACCCCACGAGACCCUCGGAGAAAGAGUCGUUGUCGCCCCAACCAUCUGAGAUCCGCUCACACCGAGCACCGAGCACCUCACGCAUACCCAUCCAUCUUCCCCCUCUCUUUCAAAAGAAAGGACACGGAACCGUGGGACCCGUCGCCGGGAGAUACCAGCCGCUCAUCAGAGUAUCUGGGGCGAUCAAGACACGGCCAUGGCCCGGUCCGAUGAGGCAGCGGCGUUCUUCUUCGCCGUGUACGCCGCCGUGCAGGAGAUUCCGCCCGGCAAGGUGACGAGCUAUGCACACAUUGCGCGGCUCGUGGGGACCCCACAACGGCCCAGACAAGUUGGCGUCUGCCUCAAACAUCUCCCCGUCGACCCGGGUGCGCGGUAUAAUCAUGACAACGUGCCCUGGCAGCGUGUGAUUAACGCCAAGGGCGUCAUUUCUCCUAGAUCACAACCAUCUGGGGCGCGGAAUCAGGCACAGGCGCUCGAGGCCGAGGGAGUCACGGUGGGGAGGAGCGCAUUGGGUGAGCUCACUGUCGACUUCGCAGAUUAUGGGUGGUUUCCCAGGAGUCUGCCGUCUGCGGAAUCUGACGGGGAGGAUUCAGAAGACAGCGACGGUGAUGAAACAUGAAUACGCGUGCAGUGAUGAGAAACAUUAU
Molecule: messenger RNA, 816 nt
Organism: Microdochium trichocladiopsis
Lineage: Eukaryota; Fungi; Ascomycota; Sordariomycetes; Xylariales; Microdochiaceae
Product: 6-O-methylguanine DNA methyltransferase
Exons: 3
Coding region: 366-788 (140 amino acids)
Biological process (GO): DNA repair
Molecular function (GO): catalytic activity
Source: RefSeq, a predicted model, not a curated record